Molecule: messenger RNA, 686 nt
Organism: Dermacentor albipictus
Lineage: Eukaryota; Metazoa; Arthropoda; Arachnida; Ixodida; Ixodidae
Source: RefSeq, a predicted model, not a curated record
GACAUCUGUUGCUGAGAUGCCGGGCCAUUAUUAGCAUUGUCGGUCGGUUGAAGAAACCGUCUAUAGGCUCCGUCUCAUUUAUUCGAUUCAGAUCUUUGUACAGCACCGACUUCGGGCAGCAGUCUCCUAUAACUACGACGACACCACGAUGCAGACCGUUUCCGUCGUCGCAACGAAGCUGUUCCUGUUCGCCGCCAUGCUGGCAGAAAUACUACUUAUUGUCCAGGCGCAAGAAGGCAACACUGGACGUGGUGGAGGUGGAGGACCAAAAUACAAUUGAGGCUGCCUCAUCGGUGGCGUCCUCGGACCUCAGAGUGCCGAACAGGCGACCGUGCAAUGGACUACAUGAGAACGACCGAUGGACGGCAAGGAUGUGCCAGCGCCGUGGUGGCAGGAGGCGAGGGCAAGAACCGGAAACUCCUGGCUGCCGUCGAUGCGAAAGCAGGCAACGCUUGCAUGUCGCCAGACAUUGUAAGAAUGGAGGAGCCCUGGGUCCCGGUCGCGGUGGACGCGACCGACAUAUACUGCGCUCUGAAAGGCACGCAAUCCUGCCCGGACGCAGCGGGUACAACGGCUAAUGGCUCAGAUAAUGGAAACAGUUUGCCAUGCCGGACAGCUAGGGAAGAUAUUGGAAAUUUCAUUGGCUGCCCCUGAAAGUGCCCAAUAAAUUGUUUUUGACGCCGACA